AUGGUUGUAGACGCAUUCUCAUUUGGCGACAUUCCAGGAUGUGAAGGAUACUUUUUAUCUCAUUUCCAUGCUGAUCAUUAUACAGGUCUUGACCGCAAUUGGACACAUGGCCCUAUUUACUGCUCAGAAGUUACUGCUCGAUUAGUCAAAAGAAAACUAGGAGUCACGGAGGACUUUAUUUAUGCAUUACCUUUAGAUGAACCAUGUUUGCUUCCAGGCAUGGAUCAGCUUUUUGUUACGCUGAUUGACGCCAAUCAUUGUCCUGGUGCAGUUAUCUUUCUGGUUACUGUAGGUAAAUUAAGAUACUUACACACUGGUGACUUCCGUGCAUGUCCUAAAAUAUGCCUUCAUCCCUUAUUAAAAGAACCAAUUGAUAUUGUUUAUUUGGAUACUACUUACCUUGAUCCCAAAUACUCAUUUCCCUCACAAGACUCUUGUAUUCAAUCAGCAUGCCAACUUGCAAAACGUCAUAGCACACGAUAUUCAGAUCCUUUAUUGGAGGAGGGGAAAAGUAUUAUUUCUGCUUCAAAUGCAUGUCAGCAGGAACAUCGUUUGCUUAUUGUAGUAGGUACUUAUUCACUUGGAAAAGAGCGCAUAUUUAUAGAAAUUGCAAAGGCAUUGAACAGUAAAAUAUUUGUGACGGAACAAAAGAGACAUAUGCUAGACUGCUUUCAUGAUUCAGAACUCAAUGCUAUGCUAACGGACGAACAAAAAGAAGCUCAAGUUCAUGUUAUUCCGAUAGGACAUCUUGUACCUAAUAACCUUGAGGCCUAUCUUUCUAGUUUGGAACCUCAUUUUAGCCAAAUGAUUGCUCUUAAACCAACUGGUUGGACCUUCCAAGCGUCAUCUGAUCCCAAGACAAAAUCGCAGCAGGAGAAAAGAUCACUUGAAACAAUAAUCAAAGCGAGACCACCUGAUCUUGUGGCAACUAGCCUCAAACCCUUUUAUGAUACCUCACGUCUGAAAAUGUAUGACAUCCCUUAUUCAGAGCAUUCUAGUUUUCGUGAAUUGGCCAUGUUUAUUGCUAGUCUAGAUAUACGCCGCAUUGUGCCUACAGUGAAUGUGCACAGUCAAGAGAAUCGGUCAAGGAUGAGCAAAUUGUUUGAAGAAUGGAACAGAGAUAAAAAAAAGCUAAUUAAAGCGAAUGGUGGCUCAAUCAAAAUUGUAGAUUAUCCGUCCAUAAACUAUUGGUAA
Molecule: messenger RNA, 1194 nt
Organism: Gilbertella persicaria
Lineage: Eukaryota; Fungi; Mucoromycota; Mucoromycetes; Mucorales; Choanephoraceae
Product: DNA repair metallo-beta-lactamase-domain-containing protein
Exons: 3
Coding region: 1-1194 (397 amino acids)
Biological process (GO): double-strand break repair via nonhomologous end joining; protection from non-homologous end joining at telomere; interstrand cross-link repair
Molecular function (GO): damaged DNA binding; 5'-3' DNA exonuclease activity
Source: RefSeq, a predicted model, not a curated record